This is a messenger RNA of Hyaloscypha bicolor E, 2500 nucleotides long. RefSeq names its product HET-domain-containing protein. The coding region runs from base 169 to 2307 and encodes 712 amino acids. NCBI's taxonomy places the organism in Eukaryota, Fungi, Ascomycota, Leotiomycetes, Helotiales, Hyaloscyphaceae. The transcript has a single exon. The record is from RefSeq and is a predicted model, not a curated record.
CGCAGCUGGCUCAAUCAUCAACGUCUCUUAGGAACCAAAUAGUUUGCGUCUGUUUUCUCCACUGCGGGAAGAAAGCGCAAGUCUUGCAAAUCUCAGCGUGCCGGGCACCAGGGGUGUUCAACCCGUCCGGGUAUUACCUCGUCGCGUUGCCUUAUUGUGCUUCUGGCGAUGGAUCAGACAUCCAAUUCGUUCGAAUACAAACCGUUGGACGAGGUUGCGCAGGAAAUAAGGUUGGUUCGUCUCCUCCCCGGCUCCGGCCAAGAACGUAUCUGCUGCAGCCUUGACCACGCGUUUCUGGCACACGCCGCCUCCUCGUAUGAAGCGCUGUCGUACUUCUGGGGAGACCCAAAAGCAACCUUACCAAUAUCGCUGGAUGUUACAACCUUCCAAGUUACGGAGAACCUUGAGUCGGCCCUUCGGCACCUUCGCCUCGAGGACCGGGACCGAACGCUGUGGAUCGAUGCAAUAUGUAUCGACCAAGCCAACCCAAAAGAACGCGCCCGUCAAGUCCAAGUCAUGGGGAAGAUAUAUCAAAGAGCAAGACGUGUUCUGGUCUGGCUUGGUGACGAGAUUCAGGACACUGGUUUGGCUUUUGAACUCAUGAUUAAGAGAGCCGAUGGGGAAAGUCUUGCGGAAGCACUGGUGCCGAGUGUGCAGAAAAGGGGCGAGGCCAUGCUGCAACACUGGCUAUUAUUAGAUCGCAAAGGCUCAAUAUCGAGACGGACGAGAUCUGCCAGUGUGAAGUCCAGGGUUCUAGGAGGUAGGAUUACAAAGCUAAACCGCAUCUUACGAGACCCAAGGCCAAACAUCGCUUUGGAACCCCGGGUGGUGCACGUCUUGGAACAACAAGCCCAACUCAUGCAAGCGUUUGAUCCGCCCACUCGGAAAGUAAUCGAGGCACUGCCGUUGAUGGGCGAGGAUGAGGAGGAGUGCGGAUUUAGGGGAGAAGAUGAGGUGGAUGCGGAAAGAGCAAUAGAACGGGAAACAUCUCAGGGGCCAGAGGAGGAGGAUUGGACCGAGGAAAUUGAACCCGAAUCUCUCGAAGAAAGUCGGAAUGAUCGAGCCAUCGAGGCCUUCGGUGAUCUCUUCAAUCGUCCUUGGUGGAAAAGAAUCUGGGUUGUUCAAGAGCUCGCCCGCUCGCGGCAAGCCACCUUUAUUUGCGGAAGUCACUCGGCGUCAUGGGAGACAAUGCGGGCCAACGUCGUCCCCCAAGAAGACGACUUGACCUGGGGAUACCACCCGUGUGUUGCUGAUAUGCUAAGUGUCUGGGGGCCGUACUCAACUCAAGAACGGCGGUGUGUAGGUCUUCUGGACUACUUAUCCACGUUUCGGUACUGCGGAGCUACUGACCCUCGGGAUAAAGUCUUCGCCCUUCUUGGGCUUGCCAUAGACAUUGAUGGCAGUGAUUUAGACGCCAAUUACAGCUUGGAACUCGAAGAUCUCUAUAAGAGAGUAGUCCGUGUCAUGAUAAGUCAACAUCGGAAUUUGGAUGUUCUCGGACACGUUUUGGGCAUGGGACUACUCGAUGGAUCGGAUCGCAAGGUGACAUUUCCUUCUUGGACUCCAGAUUGGAGGAUGAAAGUGACUGCUACUCCGUUCCAGGAGAUAUUGACCAUGAAUGGAGAAGCCAACUUCUACUCCGCUAGUGGAACUUCGACGCCUAACUUCUCGUUCUCGCCGGACUUUCAGAUCUUGACACUGGAAGGAUUCGUGUUUGGAACUCUGCAGCACUUGGAAGAAGUUCUCGAAGAUCUGGGCAGUCUCUUCGGCAACGAUUUCAAUGAAGCAAACCAGCAUUUGACCGUGAUACAGCGAUGGGAAGAGCGAGCUUUGGAGGAGCCUGUAACGCUAUGCCCCUACCUGGGCAAAACGGGACGACUGGACGCAUUCUGGCGCACUCUGACCGCGGAUGCUUUCUUGGGACAGCGAAAAGCACCCGAUGAAAUUUUCAAGCAAUUCGAAGUUUGGUCUGGACGUACGGAUCUCGCAUCUGUCAUCGAUCCGGAAGACUUGCCAACACAGUACAUUAACUAUGCCACUCCAUUUGUGCGUUCUCUUGACGAGGCUUCGAGCGGCCGCAGAUUCCUGGUGUCGGACGGGGGGUACAUGGGACUCGCCCCGCAAAGUGCAGAGGAGGCGGACUUGAUCUGUGUCCUCUUAGGCGGACAGACUCCGUUUGUCUUACGACCACGCGAGGAUCUAUAUGAGCUUAUCGGACCGUGCUACGUUCACGGAAUAAUGGAUGGGGAGGCAAUGGAGCAAUCGAGGCUGCGAAACUUCGAGCUUGAGGACUUCCGUCUACAGUAAAUAAUUGAGGAAAUCCAACAAACACUUGCAAGCUUCCCCAAGCCGGAACAGAUAAUAGUCGGACUUAACGUCGCGACUAAAGGGACUCUACCCUUUAGUCGGGGAAAGCGAGUUGUCCCGCACCACACCAAAAUUACUAUGCAAUCGCGGAUACCUGUAUUAUACCAUACAACCAAAUAACCCUUAAUUUAAU